AUGGAGAACAGUAGCAACGACGCGACACUUCCAUUCCCGCCCCCUCCCCUGGUCACCCUCAAAAGCUGCACCAUCCGCCCCUACCACCCCAAUGACGCCGCCAGCAUGGCAAAACAUGGAAACAACCCUCUGAUCGCCCAAUGGAUGACGAACAUGUUCCCGCACCCGUACACCCUCGACAAAGCCCACGAGUGGAUCGCCAUGAACCUCCCCAAAGAGAAAGAGAAGAGCAAAGAGCCCGCCGCCGAUAACAACAGCGGCCCCACCGCCGUCACAAAUGACCCCCUCGCACAGCAACCCACAUCCACCGCGCCGACAGUCGCGUCACUGCCCACUCCCGCCGAACCGCCGCCCGUGGACUGGCCUGCGACCACCAACUUCGCCAUCUGCGUCGACGACGAAUGCGUCGGCAGCAUCGGCGUCAAGCCCGGGGCCGACGUGCACGCCCGCUCCGCCGAAGUGGGCUACUGGCUGGGCGAGGCCGCGUGGGGCCGUGGCAUCGCCACAGAGGCCGCCGCCGCGUACGUCGCUUGGGUCUUCGAGACCGUGCCCGGCGUGGAGCGCUUGGCCGGGUGCGUGUACGGCGGUAAUGCGGCGAGCAUGCGGGUGCUGGAGAAGGUUGGGUUCCGCCGAGAAGGGAAGUUGAGGAAGGCGGUAUGGAAGAAGGGCGUGUGGCGGGAUUUGGAUAUGUUUGGAUUGCUGAGGGAGGAGUGGGAAGAGGAGCGGAAGGGGAGGUGA
Lasiodiplodia theobromae is the source of this 738-nucleotide messenger RNA. RefSeq names its product Gcn5-related n-acetyltransferase. The record is from RefSeq and is a predicted model, not a curated record. Bases 1 to 738 code for a protein of 245 amino acids. NCBI's taxonomy places the organism in Eukaryota, Fungi, Ascomycota, Dothideomycetes, Botryosphaeriales, Botryosphaeriaceae. Gene Ontology annotation, molecular function: acyltransferase activity, transferring groups other than amino-acyl groups. The transcript has a single exon.